This is a messenger RNA of Armigeres subalbatus, 2781 nucleotides long. RefSeq lists its product as uncharacterized. Gene Ontology annotation, molecular function: serine-type endopeptidase activity. The transcript has 12 exons. Bases 45 to 2759 code for a protein of 904 amino acids. The record is from RefSeq and is a predicted model, not a curated record. Gene Ontology annotation, biological process: proteolysis. Lineage: Eukaryota; Metazoa; Arthropoda; Insecta; Diptera; Culicidae.
AGGCGACGCUUCAGCAGUACCGUUUCAGUGCUCGGAGUGAUCGGAUGCUUGGUUGCAGGCCCUGUAUUUGGUCAAAUUUUGGUAUCAGGUAUUGUAUACUCAGUGACAGGUGUGAAUGUCAAGGACUAUCAACGAUGAAAAGUAAAAUGAAAGUCACAAGGCAGCUGAUAAGCCUGUUACUAUUCUUCUUCUGCCGUUUCGUGGGGAAUUCUGUUGAUGCAGAAUUAUUACCCGAAAAUGUGCCCUUAUCGCAAACCACUUCGCUGAAUCCACUCAUGCCGAACAACGAGCAAAGUGUGAAAGAUUGUCCCUACACCUAUUUCCCGUACGCCAAAAGGGGCAUGGCUAGCUCAAUAUUUGCGGAACCCUAUCGAAACAAGACGUUCGCACAUGUCGUCAAGCUUGAUACCGCCGGCGGCGAGGCAUCAAACUGUGUCGGUGUUGUCGUAGAUCAGUUACACAUUCUGACGACGAAAGAGUGCGCGCAAAAGCAACCUCAGACUAUCAGCUUCCAGAAUGAAACGCUACCGCGUUGGGGAAUUCUCAGCACGAAAUACCACACUAGCCUUGAUGUCGCCGUUCUGCAGCUGAAAUCCGAUUUGAGUAUCGAUGAGCAAAUUAUUCCAGCGUGCUUCUGGAGUUCACCAACCAAGAAUGGUUUUUCUUCAGUUCAAUAUAUCACAAAAGAUAGUCACAUUGAUGGCUUCACAGUUAAAUCAACAAAGUGCACACUUAGAGAGCGUAAGCAGUGCUACGAUGACUCUAGAAAAAAAGCAAAUGGAUUCGUACAGGUUGGUGCGAUUUCCAACUAUAAAAAGCAUCCAUUUGUCCUAGCGCUUGGUUCUGGAAACGAUGGAGCAUUGUUAGAGGUAUCACAAUAUUCAGAUUGGCUGUUUGAAUCCACCGGCACCAGUAUGGAUCCCAUAGAAUGCGCCCUGAAAUACUACAAACUUCGAGAAUAUGACGAUAGCGUUGUUGCUCACCGGGACGGAAGAUUCCAAUCGGUUCAGCUGCAGAAGGCCUACAUAGCAUCAUCGGGCAGCUUCGGUUACAAAACAAGAAUUGGACAUUACGUUGAGGAUCCUGUGAAGGAUACCGUCGUGACUUAUAGCUGUUACGGGACUUUGAUUCAUCGUCAGUAUGUGCUGACUUCGGCCAGCUGCAUUAACAAAUUCAAAGAUGAAUCACUUAUAGUACAAAUGCGCGAGAGAAAGAAAUAUGAACUGUCUUCAGAUCCUGAUUAUUUGGUGCAAGAAAGAAGCCGAUACCGAGAAGAGGUGACUGUUGAUCGGGUAUUCUUGCAUCCUGGGUACAGCGAAGCUCUACUUGAGAACGAUUUGGCCCUGUUGCAUCUGGACCCAGUAGAAUUAAGUUUCGACGAAUACUUCAAACCAGCCUGUUUAUGGACGCAUGAUUCCAUCGGAAUUAAAGAGUUUCAAACCGACGGUCAUGGUCCCCAAAGGACUGUCGAAUUUCUCGAGGAACGGGUUGAAUUGCUACUCAAGGACAGAACUGAAACCGAGCUGUACCUGAUAUCGAAGAUAUUGGAUGACUGCCCCAUUGACUUGCUAAACAAUCAAAUUUGUGUGGGUGAGGAAGCUACGUUAGUUCCCGGUACUUGUACGUCUAACCUGGGUUCAGCGAUGUCUCGAGAAAUAACAGCCAUUCCAAGAUUCUUCUAUGAUUAUGUUUUUGCAAUCAACAGCGAAGGAAAUGAUUGUGGCAUUAAUACACCGUCCAAAUUUACCACGGUUUCACCGUAUAUCAAAUGGAUCGACAGUGUUGUCUUUGGAGAAAAUGUUCAAUUUAACAACUUAGAUGUCUACUAUGGAGAUGAAUGCAAUCUACAGGAUGGAACAUCGGGGGUGUGCUUAACGGUUCCGGAAUGCCCCGGAGUUAUCGAUGACCUGACUGAGGGGUCCACCGGCAAUGUGGAAAAGUGCGGCUUCAUGAAGAAUGAGGUUCUGAUUUGUUGUUCAGCGGUUGAUUCCGCUCAAAAUAGAAAACCCAGCGAGCAGCUAAAUGAAGUUGUGGCAGAAAUCGAAAAGUGUCCUGAGCUCUACUCAGAUCUUCGCGACCAGAGAUCACCACAUCAAUUGUGGAGCGGUAACAUGACGUUUUUGGGUCUUCUCAAAUCACAUUCUUCACAAACCACAUGUGACGCUACUCUGAUUUCCAAAAACUUUUUCAUCACUUCUGCAAGUUGUUUUAAAAGGUUCUCCAGUGAUGAAAGUCUAUUCGUUGAAAUUGGACAAACCACCCGUCAACAACACGACGUUGAGAAAACUGUAGUCCAUUCUCUUUACACCGACAAUAGCCACGAGAACAAUCUGGCCCUGUUGAAGCUGAAGACCGCGAUCGUUGUCAGUGGGGAAGUGAUCCCAGCCUGCUUAUGGAAGAAUCGCACACACGUCCCAUUUGCGUUGAGCGUCCUAGGCACAAAGGAAAAGUUGUUCGACCUACAAGCCUACCCGUUGUAUCAACAACGGUGCGAGGAGAAACGAUUCUCCAACGUAACGUCCACGGAACUGUGCGUAUCGUUCGAGGGACCUUUUGGGAAGUAUAAGCCGAGCAUCUGUCACGAUGCCGGAAGCGGAAUCUACAACUUCUACGCCCAAGGAACGGAUGAGAAAGAGGUUGCUUACUUGGUAGGCCUCUAUACCCGGGGAACUGACUGCGAAGACGAUGCGGUGGGAGUGUUCACUCGGAUAAGUCAUCAUUUUGGAUGGAUCAAAAGUGUAAUUUAUCGUUUGGCUUAGUGUAUUAUAGCAAGAAGCAUCA